GGUAAAAGUAAAAGAAUUUUACUUUUUUGAUUUCUCUUGUUAAGACGAAUCAAUAACCCACAAAAGUUUGCCGCAAAACUAACAAAUGCGAAAAAAAUUCAAAUAAGUACAAAACUUCAGAAUUUAAGUUAAGUUUAAGUUAAGGUCACAAGAACACAGCCUGAAAAGCAAACAUGUGCUGAGGACAGACUGUCCUCACUCGAAAAAGCCUAGGCUUCAAACGAAGUUGAGGGGAAUUUAAGAUUGAUUGGAUUGGAAGCAAGGAAUUUCAGCCCACUCUUUAAUUGAUUCCAUUUCCCAUGCUACAAAUAGGGAAUACCAGAUUACAACAAGAAAACGCAAGCUCUCUCUCCUGCGUAUAUUCUCUAUACAUUACAACUGCAAAUUCCCUAGCUAGACCUGCCCGCUACGAAUGGGCAAGUUUGCAGGAUCGGGGAGGACUUCAACAGUUCCGAAGACUACUUCAGGAUCGGAGAGGACUUCAACAGUACCGAAGACUACUUCGAAACAGCAACUUUUCAAGAGUCAUCACCAAAGCAUGUUCGCGGCAUCCAGUCGCAGCGAUUUGAUGUUGAGGCAGAUUAAGAUUACCCAUAAUCCCGCGGGCCUUGAAGUCGAUGUCAGACCCAUUCUCUACUAUGUCGAGGAUAUCUUCAGUCGUAUCACUAUGGCCGUCCGUAGCAACAUACCAGGCGUCCACGGACAUGCACAGAAGACGGAGGACAAAGCUCUACACGCCGGUUACAUUAUGCUUCAUGCGCUAUCAGAAAUGAUCACAAGAAUUUCCUCCGAGAUAGCAUUCAAGUGUGAGGUUGGUGAAGACAGACACCAAACAACAUUCUCUCUACUAAACAUGUUAUCAAUCUACCCAUGGGAAGCUAAGUUGGUGCUAACCCUAGCAGCCUUCGCAGUACACUACGGCAAGUUCUGGCUCCUAGCACCACAAAGCUACCCGUCAAAGCAGCUCCCUAUUCCGAUGGGUAAUUCCCUCAAGCAACUAAAGUACUUCCGCCCAUUGAAACCGGACGUCGUUGAAGCCCUUAACAAUCUCUUUGGGGCCAUGUUGGACUUGACUAGGUGCAUGGUUGCAUUCAAGGAGCUACCUUCUGCGUAUGUUGCUAAUGAUGUUCCGGCGUUCACUGCAGCUAAGGAUACUACUCCAACUGUUGUUUAUUGGACACUGAGAGGAGUCGUGGUUUGCAUGGCUCAGAUCAGUGGGCUCAGUAGCACAGGCUAUGAGGACCCAAAUAGCUUCGCUCAAAUGCUCAACAAAUGUCAUGAGCAUCUUAAGGAGCAAUUGGAUAUUUGCAACCAAAUCAUAGAUGAGAAGAGGAAUAAUGAAUCCUACGAGAAACUGCUCAAAACCUUUGAAAUGAUCCAUAUUGAUAACAUGGAAGUUCUCAAGGCCCUGAUUUAUGCCGGGGAUGAUCAACCACCUCUCUUUGAUGGUUCUUCUAAGACAAGGGCUAAUCUUGACAUUCUAAGGAGGAAAAAUGUGUUAUUGCUAAUAUCAAGCCUAGACAUCUCCCCAGACGAGCUGUCAAUUCUGAAACAAAUCUACAACGAGUCCCGACAACGUGCGACAAGGUCGGACAACCUGUACGAGGUGGUUUGGGUCCCAAUUCUGGAUCGCUCUGUGCAACAGUGGACCGACCAGAUGCAAAAAAAGUUUGAGACCCUACAACACACUAUGCCAUGGUACACAGUGCACCACCCUUCACUGAUCGAUCGUGUGGUGAUUAGGUUCGUGAAGGAGAGGGGGCAUUUUCGUAAUAACCCUAUCCUUGUGGUGUUGGACCCAAAAGGAAGGGUGGCGAGCCCCAAUGCAAUUCACAUGAUGUGGAUUUGGAGGAGCAAUGCUUUGCCUUUCACUAGCUCUCGAGAGAAGAUUUUGUGGGAGGGAGAGACUUGGAAGCUUGACUUGCUUGUGAAUGGUAUUGACCAAACAGUCCUGGAUUGGAUAAGCGAUGAGAAACACAUUUUCGUUUACGGAGGGGAUGACAUCGAGUGGAUUCGAAGAUUCACCAAGACAGCACGAUUCGUUGCCCAAUCGGCUCACAUCCCUCUAGAGAUGGUCUACGUCGGAAAGAGCAGCAUGAAAGAAAAAGUUCGUACAAUCAUCACCGCCAUCACAAAUGAAAAGCUCAGCCACGCAUGGCCAGAGCCCAUGAUAUGGUGCUUCUGGACUCGAUUGGAAAGCAUGUUGUUUUCCAAGAUCCAGAUAGGUCGAAUAGACGGCGACCACGACCCCAUGGUGCAAGAAAUCAUGAAACUGCUGAGCUAUGACAAGAGUACUGGAGGCUGGGCCGUGCUGGGUCGGGGGUCGCAAGUGGUGGUGAAUGGACACGGGACCAAAGUGAUGGAUACUUUGUUGAAGUACGACGUAUGGAAGGAACAUGUGGCCACUAAAGGGUUUGAACGGUCGUUCAAGGAUCAUCACGACAUGCUUCAUGCAACUGAGCACCCGUUUUUCCGGUAUGAGUUUUUGAGAACCAGUACCGGGAGGAUGCCGGAGAGUAUGAAGUGUCCGGAGUGCCUUCGUGCUAUUGAGAUGUCUAUGGCUUUUCUUGCUGCCAUGAUGAAAAUCCUACUGUCACACUCUAAUGAAGGUUAAUUCAAGCUACUUGGCAAUGGCAUGUGUGGUUUUAUCAUUAUUUUUUUCUUUUUGUUUAACAAGAUGAGGC
This is a messenger RNA of Rhododendron vialii, 2684 nucleotides long. Its product is annotated as protein SIEVE ELEMENT OCCLUSION B-like. Gene Ontology annotation, biological process: phloem development. The transcript is spliced from 7 exons. The coding region runs from base 413 to 2614 and encodes 733 amino acids. The record is from RefSeq and is a predicted model, not a curated record. NCBI's taxonomy places the organism in Eukaryota, Viridiplantae, Streptophyta, Magnoliopsida, Ericales, Ericaceae.